AUAUGCUUAAAUUAUAUUCUAAAUUUUCAAAUUCAUCAAAACCAAUUCAGUUAUUAAUGAUGCCGAAAAAAAAUCACUAGUGAGCCACACAGUCCUUGCACGCUUGAAACAGUCGGUGUGGUGCCGGCCAAAUAUCCUCUGAAGGUCAAGUUAUAACUUUUGUCACAACUUUAGAAUGCCAGAGCUGGGGUAAAUUACGCGUACCUGUUUUCUUAGGGGCUUUGGGUUUUUAUAGCAGUGUAGAAUCAAGCUCCGAGACUUGCGUCACAAGUCUUUUCCGUAUAGAGAAGAUCUCCACCAAUGUGCGUAUAUUCCAGAAUCCUCCUUGUGUUAGAAUUCCAUUCACAUUAAGACUCUAUGGACUAGGGUUUAUCGUGAGGCGCAAGUUGUUUCCAUUUAGGGUUUCUUGGAGAUCACAUAAUGAUUAGUUGAGUGCCACGUGGCCUUUUGACCCGUCCACCUUGUGUCCGUUCACAUAAGAUCUAUUCAUAUUUGACCACUUUUAUUUGUGCUGUUAGGUCCAUCUAAGUGGAUCCGUCUCCUCCAAUUUUCUCCCUCUUCAGUUAUUAAAAAAAAAAAAAAAAAAUCUCAAAAUACCAAAACAAAAAAAAGAAGUUACAUACAUGCUAGGUUGGUUUAAGUCAAAUAAGUUAAAAAAAAUUAUCAACCCAAGCCUAACCUAAUCGAAGGGGUUAAUUUGAUGAUACCCCUAAUAAGAAGAGUUGAGAACGAGAGUCCCUUCAAUUAAUCCAUUUGUUUAGUUUUGGUUCCACCGCCUCAGCAACACACGCAGGUUUUGACCGUUUUUCUCUUCACACACCUCCACCGCUUUUUACCAUUCUUACCCUAAAACAACAACACAAUACAGUACAGACACCCAGUUUCUCUGAAGCCAUGCCACAAGAUCUUCCUGGGUUUUAUUAUGAUAAGGAGAAGAACCGUUACUUCCCUAUUAAAGGUCCAAUACCCGGCUCUUCUCGUUCUUCUUCUGUAGCUACUGCACAAGAAGCAACUCCAAAGUCCACAAGGGCAUUGAAUUUAUGUAGAACUGGAUUAAGAGCUUCUAAGCUGCUUCAGGUUAGGGAGUUAUAUGGUAACGUUAUUCCGUUCAGUAAAGGAAAGUGUAACUUCAAGGAGGAAAUCCAAAGGAUACAAGUAUCACAACCUGUGGUUUGGAAGUAUGGUGGAACAGAUAAGAUUGUGAAUGGUGCUUUGGAACAGAUACGCAUUGAUGUACAGACACUUGAGGGUCAAACUGAAAUGGAUGUUUUAUUAGCAGGCGGUGUACAUGGCUCCUUGAGUUUUGUUGAAGUUGGAAAAGUACAACAAUUUGAUUACGGGGUAAAAUGCAUGCCAGAUCAAGUGUGGCCGAAAGUUAAAGAAGACCAAGCAGAGUGUGGUAGAACUCCUGGGCAUAUCUGGAGACCUGUAGGAUCUUUAUUACAAAUGCCAUCAAACAUAUCUUGUAUAAAAAUUUUUGAAAAGCACUCUCCCUCAAUGGAUGAUGGUUCAAAUGUCCAGGAUGCAAUUACAAGUACUUUGGGAUCAGAGACAUCUGGUGGAUCUCUCUAUAUUGUUAAGCUCAUUGAACCGUUAGAUCUCAAUUCAAGUAUUUCAAGCAUAAGUCAAAGAAUACAUGAGGUCGCUACUUUCAAUUGCACCAUCUGGACUGCUGAUUACAAUUUUAAUAGGAGUCGAGCAGUGAUUGGUACUAAUUUGGGAGCUGCUCUAGUGGAUUUGGAAACCGGAAUGGCAUCAUGGGUGUGUCGUAGUAAAAGUGAUGUUUUCGCACAACAAAUUGUUCAUUCGGGAAAUUCUAUUUUAUGCGGACUAAGGAAUGGGGCAAUUGUGACAGUGGAUGUUCGUGACAAACGGGAAAGCAGUUCUGCUAGAUUUAUUAGACAUAGAAUACCUUGCUCACCCUUGGAUAAAACUGUUGGAGACUCUAGUAGACAAUGGUUUAAACUUUCUGGAAACAUAUAUCCUUCAUGUACUGUUAAAAUGCCUUCAUCUAUUUCUUGUUUGGUAUCACUUCAAUUCGAUGACAACUAUUUCUUGGCAAGCUCCAUGGAUGGAUCGGUAAAACUAUAUGAUCAUCGGCUAAUACAGAGAGGCGCUGUACAAUCUUAUGAAGGGCAUGUUAAUUCCCAUACACGUAUACAGCUUGGAGUUGAUCCAUCUGAGAAAUUUGUUAUGUCAGGUGGAGAGGACUGCAACUUGCGGCUCUGGAGUAUCAAGUCUGGUGAAUUGCUUUUCGAGGAUAAAUUCUCUGAUUCAGUCCUCUCAACUGUGUGCUGGCAUAGAGCUGAAAGACCAAUGAGAGUGGGGGAUGAAAGGAAAAGCUAUAAAGAGUAUUUAUAUCAGCAGAGUUAUGGUUUAGGGACAUGGCUUGGAUCUCAUGAAGGACUGUUUUACAUGCACUGGCCUUGAACUUAUUGUGAAACGAUAAUAUCAGUAUUAAGUGCUGGUGGUGAAACUAUGUUUCUGAAAACUGCUUCCCCUCAAACAUGCAAAGCACUAUAUUGCCUUUGAUAUGGAUGACACAGCGAUGACAAUGCCAACAUAGGGCCUUUCUGUUCUAAGUCACAAGCCAAUGCCAUAUACUGGUGCUAAGAGACAGCUGUGAAGGUAACCAGCAGCAAAAGAGUAAUGAUCUUGCCCUUGUCAACUGAGUUAUUCUUGCAAGGGCCGCAUGAUGUUGUCAAAUUGAAAUGGUUGUAAAUGGCUGAAAUAUCUUUCCAAUAUCCUCUGUCAUGCUCUUCGACUUCCACAUUCAGUAUAAGGUAGUUCUUUGCUAGUGAGCCCGGAAACUAUUGUUAUUAGUGUUCAAAACUUCUAAUUCUAAACUCUAAGCAAUAUGGCAAAUCCUUUCAUUUCAUCCUUAAGAAAGAUGGAUGGGUAUUUCUGUUAUCUAUAGUGGAAAGGGGGACUGUGUUGCUUCCAGUGUAUUAUCUCAAACUUUCUUGACCAAAUUCAGGGCGGUUAGCAAGCCUAGUUGUCUGAAAGCAGUCUGAUUGGGCUCUAGCAUGAUAUGUGAAUAGUUCUAUCAUAUGAUUUGCACCUUGAUACUGUUCUUUUUGGUUAAGACAUCUUGAUACUGCUUGGUGAACAAAAUGUGACACCUUUUCCCCUGCUGAAUAUGAGUUUGAAUACAAUCCAUUUUGUAUGGGUGACAUUGGUAAUUGUCUAUUCAGCCAAAAAGAAAAAGGUGAUUGUUUGUGUUACAUUGCUUGUCUAUAUGUAAAUGCCCUUUAUUAGACUUUGGCACCUAGCAAGUGAAAACAUGAUGAGUAAUCUGAUUUGCUUAAUUGCAUGU
This is a messenger RNA of Quercus lobata, 3316 nucleotides long. Its product is annotated as Transducin/WD40 repeat-like superfamily protein. Gene Ontology annotation, molecular function: protein binding. NCBI's taxonomy places the organism in Eukaryota, Viridiplantae, Streptophyta, Magnoliopsida, Fagales, Fagaceae. The coding region runs from base 895 to 2430 and encodes 511 amino acids. The transcript has 13 exons. The record is from RefSeq and is a predicted model, not a curated record.